AUGUUGGAUGUACGAAGCCAGUAUGUACAUGGUUCGUGGUCGAUCAUCCCAGUUGGACGCACUGUGAAGAUAAAAAUCAAAGUCUGGUCUACUGACCCUGCUUCAGUCGGUCGCUCUGAUCUGCUGUGCCGCAACCACAGAUAUACAUCUGUUCAUACCUAUGUCACUCUUAUAUUUGGACCAACAGAGUCGUUAAUCUCCACCAAGCACAUGACCACAAUGCAGACACACCAAAGUGCACCCAUCGGGUUCACCGACAAAGCGCCAUACAAGAGGUCAAUUCGUAGUGGCACGGGAGCGGUCGGCCAUGCAGUGGGGAAAGGGUGUUCGGCUGUUCAGAGGCGUCACCCCACUUCUGCAGACAGCCGUCAUCUGCAAGCUGCCGGCCCAAUCAAUUCACUAUCGCUGAGGGCAAGGCGAGCCGUUGCUCGAGGGCGUGACGCCGUCGUGGUCGAUGGGCUAAUGACGGUUACUCGCCAUGGGCGACUUGGUAUGCAAGCGGUCGGUGGGUGUGAAGAUCCGAGCAGCGACAAAGAUGCCAAUCCCUCCCAGAGCCGCAUCUCGCAGAAACCAUCUGAUCUGCUUUGA
Messenger RNA from Bipolaris zeicola 26-R-13, 588 nucleotides. RefSeq lists its product as uncharacterized. Lineage: Eukaryota; Fungi; Ascomycota; Dothideomycetes; Pleosporales; Pleosporaceae. The record is from RefSeq and is a predicted model, not a curated record. The transcript has 4 exons. Bases 1 to 588 code for a protein of 195 amino acids.